Molecule: messenger RNA, 1644 nt
Organism: Parasteatoda tepidariorum (common house spider)
Lineage: Eukaryota; Metazoa; Arthropoda; Arachnida; Araneae; Theridiidae
Source: RefSeq, a predicted model, not a curated record
GCAUUUUUAGAAGAAGUGAAAAGAACAGAUUCAACAAGUUGUGCAGUAAACAAGAUUAUUGGACAGUUUGGAGUUGGAUUUUAUUCAACUUUUAUGAUAGCUGAUAAAGUUGAAGUUUACUCAAAACGUCAUGAACCUGGUAGUAAAGCUUAUAAAUGGGUGUCCGAUGGAUCUGGCUCAUAUGAAAUAAUGGAAGCUGAAAAUGUGCAGCCUGGUACAAAAGUUGUUGCAUAUAUUAAAAGUGGUAAUGAAAGAAAAUUUGCUGAUGAAGAUGAGAUUAAAGGUGUCAUUAACAAGUACAGCAACUUUGUUGCCUAUCCAAUUUACGUUAAUGGAAAAAGAGUUAAUAAUAUUCAGGCUGUCUGGCUGAUGGAACCCAAAGAGGUACCUCCAGAGAUUCACACGGAGUUCUUUCGAUACAUCACUAAGACAGUUGACACUCCCCGCUAUUGUUUGCACUACCAGACAGACUCACCCCUCAAUUUGAGGUGCCUGCUGUACGUGCCAGAAGGGAAGCCGGGACUCUUCGAAAUCAGUCGAGAUAUGGAGAUUGGUGUCUCUCUGUAUAGCUCGAGGGUGCUGAUUAAAAACAAGGCUGAUAUACUCCCCAAAUGGCUUCGUUUCAUGAGAGGUGUCAUUGAUAGUGAAGAUAUACCUUUGAAUUUAAGUCGAGAACUCUUACAAGAUAGUGCUUUGAUAAGAAAAAUUUCUACAAUGAUUACAAAUAGGUUUCUUCGAUAUCUACAAGACCAAAUGAGAAAGGAUAUUAAUAACUAUAGAGCAUUCCAUGAUAACUAUUCUCUCUUCUUAAAAGAAGGUAUCCUGUCAAACACUGAUCAACAGUUAAAAGAAGACAUAGCAAAGACAUUAUUGUUUGAAUCAUCAGCCCAUCCUGAAGGGCGAAAAAUCAGCCUAACUGAUUACGUAAAGAAUAUAAAAGAAGGACAAAAGGACAUUUAUUACUUAGCAGCACCCAGUCGACAAUUAGCUGAAACAUCUCCUUACUAUGAAGCCAUCAAGAGGAAAGACGUUGAAGUUCUUUUCUGCUAUGAACCUUACGAUGAACUCGUUCUGUAUCAGUUGCAACAAUUUAAUCUCAAGAAUGUCAUUGCUGUUGAAAAGGAAAUGAGGCAAGACAAAGAGGAUGCUACAUUAGACAGUAUAGAUGAUAACGUUAUGUUGAAAUCAAGUGCAGAAGAUUUGAUGAAAUGGUUAUCUUCACUUUUAGGAAACAAAGUUAACAAAAUUGUUGUGACAAAAAGGUUAUCAAAUCAUCCGUGUUUAAUAUCUUGUGAUGAGAUGUCAGCCGCUCGUCACUAUGUUCGCACUGCACUCCAAUCAAUGUCUGAGGAAGAGAGAAACUAUCUUUUGAAGCUCACUCUGGAACUCAAUUUAAGCCACCCGAUCAUGCAGAAGUUGAAUACAUUGCGUAAUAGCAAUCCUAAGUUAGCAGAAUUAGUUGCUCUUCAAGUAUAUGAUGCUGCUAUGGUGUCUGCUGGUUUAGUAGAUGAUCCUCGUAAAAUUACUGUUCAUUUAAAUGAGCUAUUAGCCAUGCUAUUAGAAAAACAUUGAUCUUCAUUUCGUAAUAAUGUAAAUAGUUUUUAUUUCAAUGCAACCAUUGAAGAAUAAAGAGAAACUUUCCUA